AUGGAGACCUUAAAAGCUGACGACGACCCGCUACCUUUUCAUUUUUCACGGAAAGUCGACGACCUUGCCGUCGCUUACUUUGCUAUUGGAGAAUCCGCGACCAUAAACUCAAAGAAUGAAUCUGUUAAUGGAGUAGAAUUAACAAAUAAAACAAGUGAACAAAAUGAUUCCAGUGAAUUGAGAAUUUGCAGUUUUGAUACACCAUGCGGUUGGUAUAUUUACAAAAAAGAUGAAUUAAACGGAUUUGAAAGAACCUUCAGUAGUUUUCUAUUAAACACAUGUAAAUGCAAAGACGAGACGUAUCGUUGCAUAAGGAUUUGGGAAAAACUUUCCGCUCAAGCAUAUGUUUACCACUGUCGUCAAAAUUCAACAAAACUCGAUAAAUUAGCCCCAGAUCACGAUAUAUAUUCUCGAAAUGACGAUCCAUAUGUAUUGUUAGGCUUUACUAUCGCGCCAGUUCAUGGAGUAGAACGUCAAUUUUUUCCGAGAGACAAACGAGACCCAACAUUGAGUUCAAGAUCUUGUGGUAAAACGAUGCCAUGUGGGUGGUUAGUUUAUCGUAUGGCUGGAGGUCAAAAACAAUUAACAAGCUUUUUAUUGGGCAGUUGCAAAUGUGACGACGGAUUACGCUGCGUUCUUGAAAAAGAAAAAAUGUCUACUCCAGCUUAUCUUUACUAUUGUUUAAAUACAACUUCUACGGACCGAUUGGCACCCGAUCAUGAUAUUUUGAAACCAGACGAGGAAUUGUACAGCCUUUACAGCUACGUACCCUGA
This is a messenger RNA of Cotesia congregata, 774 nucleotides long. The record is from the annotation of a GenBank genome assembly. NCBI's taxonomy places the organism in Eukaryota, Metazoa, Arthropoda, Insecta, Hymenoptera, Braconidae.